AUCGCACGGCCUCCCGCGAAUCCCGUCCGACGCUCUUCUCUUCUCUCUAAAACCCUACGGUUCUCCGACUGCAUCCCCCGGUAAGGGCACCGAGCCUCUCGUCGCCCUCCACGCACCCCACGGUGGGGCCCGCGGGAGUCUUCGUGGUCCGGUCUCUUCGGUAGCAACAAAGAAAAAGCGAAAAAGAGAUAGAAUAAUCCAAAACUCGUACGAAACUCCAAAGGCCGGACGGGCGAAGCGGCUCAGACAAAUCAAUCAAAUCGAAUCAGCGACCAAAUACAGAAAUACAGGCGGAGUGCGGAGUGGGAAGGAAAGGGAAACUAAAGGGGGAAGUUGAAGGCUUUUACGGGAGAUGGGAGAGAUGGAGGAGAGAGAGAGGCAUGUGUACAUGGCGCAGCUGGCGGAGCAAGCGGAGAGAUACGAAGAAAUGGUGGAGUCCAUGAAGAAGAUUGCUAGAAUGGACAUAGAACUGACAGCAGAGGAGAGGAAUUUACUGUCAGUUGGGUACAAGUAUGUGAUUGGUCCGAGGAGAGCAUCAUGGAGGAUCCUCGCUGCACUUGAAGAGAAGGAAGAUGGAAAGGGGACUGAGCAAAAUGUUAAGAGGAUACAGGACUACAAGAAGAGAGUUGAAGAUGAGCUUGCGAAGAUCUGCAACGACAUCCUGUCCAUCAUUGCCAUCCAUCUCCUUCCAUCCUCCACUGCUGGUGAAUCCAUUGUCUUCUUCUACAAGAUGAAAGGAGAUUAUUACCGAUAUUUGGCUGAGUUUAAGACUGUGAAUGAAAGAAAAGAAGCUACAGAUCAGUCACUGAAGGCUUACCAGGCUGCUACUAGCACUGCUAUGACAGAUCUUCAUCCCACCCAUCCGAUAAGGCUGGGCCUUGCCCUGAAUUUCUCUGUGUUCUACUAUGAGAUUAUGAAUUUGCCUGAAAGACAUUUGGUUGAGCAACAAUGCUCGGGCCUAGAUUUGGUCCUAACCAGUAUUCAGGUGCCGAACGAUGCUGGGCGGUAGAGCACAUCCAUACCAACAUGGUAUGUAUGGUGUGAAGGCUCCAUAUGCUCCCCAUACAGAUACAUGAUAUAGGUGCUGUACUGACUCCAACAGUGUACCAUGUGCCAGUAUGUGGGCAUAUACCAUACAGUAGGGGUAAGGGGUCUGAUGCCGAGACUUAAAACUUAGGUCCUAACACAAUCAUGUGGAGGCAUCAAACAUUUUUCGUAUAUUGACAGGAUUGAUUGUCACUAGACGUGGCACGUGUGAUGCUCAAAUUUAUAAAUUUUCUUCUAACAAUUAUUUUUUCUGAAAAUGAAUUUGCUCAAUUUACUGAUAUUGCCAUGUUGGUAUUCAUUGUCCUGAACAAAUUUCAAUGUAUAAGAAGACUAGCUUAUGUCAUCUAUUGGUAAGUAAACAAAACUAAAUCUCAUACCCAGCAUAAUAAAUGCCUGUUUUCUCUUAAUAAUGCAGUGAAAUGUUUCUAACAAUCAUCUAUUUGUGAUUGAAAAGUCAGAAGUCCACUGUGCAUUGUAUUUUGUAUUUUGCAACACUUUGUGUAAAGGUUACUCAUAUGCGGAAGUGUGUGGAUAUGUGUAUUCCCACGUACAAGGGCUACUCUUUAUAUGUGGCUGCAUAUGAUUCCUUGCAAAUUCUCGUUGGAUCUU
Messenger RNA from Phoenix dactylifera (date palm), 1656 nucleotides. Lineage: Eukaryota; Viridiplantae; Streptophyta; Magnoliopsida; Arecales; Arecaceae. The record is from RefSeq and is a predicted model, not a curated record.